AUGUCGGACGAGGAAGUUGAACAGGUCGAUGAGCAGUACGAGGAAGAAGAAGAGGCCCAGGAGGAAGAGGAGGUCCAAGAAGGUACUGCUGAGCCCAUGGCCCGAGAGGAGGAGAAGCCAAGACCCAGACUCACUGCUCCUAAGAUCCCGGAAGGGGAGAAAGUAGACUUUGAUGACAUCCAGAAGAAGCGUCAGAACAAGGACCUCAUGGAGCUCCAGGCGCUCAUCGACAGCCACUUUGAAGCGCGGAAGAAGGAGGAAGAGGAGCUGAUUGCUCUCAAGGAGAGGAUAGAGAAGCGCCGUGCGGAGAGAGCUGAGCAGCAGAGAAUCCGCGCCGAGAAGGAGAGGGAGCGCCAGAACAGACUGGCGGAGGAGAAAGCCCGGAGGGAGGAGGAAGACGCCAAGAGGAGAGCGGAGGACGACUUGAAGAAGAAGAAGGCCCUGUCCUCCAUGGGCGCCAACUACAGCAGUUACCUGGCCAAGGCCGACCAGAAGAGAGGCAAGAAGCAGACCGCCCGGGAGAUGAAGAAGAAGGUGCUAGCAGAGAGACGCAAGCCACUCAAUAUCGACCACCUCAGUGAGGACAAGCUGAGGGACAAGGCCAAGGAGCUCUGGGACACCCUCUACAAACUGGAGACUGACAAGUUCGAGUUUGGGGAGAAGCUGAAGCGCCAGAAAUAUGAUAUCACCAACCUCAGGAGCCGCAUCGACCAGGCCCAGAAGCAUAGCAAGAAGGCCGGGGCCCCGGCCAAGGGCAAAGUCGGCGGGCGCUGGAAGUGAAGCAGCCAGAGGAGCUCCCAGAGGCAGAGACCCUCGGCCCGUGCAGCCUGUGCGGCAGCAUCCAGCCCCCAGGCAUGGGGGUGGAGGGCCCAUUCCCAAGCACCCCCCAUGUCUCUGUCCUGGCUGCCCCCAUCUCCCGGGGUCUGUGAAUAAAGCUGGCAGACUCCCCUCCACCAA
Odobenus rosmarus divergens (Pacific walrus) is the source of this 957-nucleotide messenger RNA. RefSeq names its product troponin T type 3 (skeletal, fast) (gene TNNT3). Gene Ontology annotation, cellular component: troponin complex. The record is from RefSeq and is a predicted model, not a curated record. Gene Ontology annotation, biological process: sarcomere organization; muscle contraction; regulation of muscle contraction. Gene Ontology annotation, molecular function: tropomyosin binding; troponin I binding; troponin C binding. Lineage: Eukaryota; Metazoa; Chordata; Mammalia; Carnivora; Odobenidae. The coding region runs from base 1 to 780 and encodes 259 amino acids. The transcript has 15 exons.